Molecule: messenger RNA, 1786 nt
Organism: Folsomia candida
Lineage: Eukaryota; Metazoa; Arthropoda; Collembola; Entomobryomorpha; Isotomidae
Product: R3H domain-containing protein 2
Exons: 6
Coding region: 136-1728 (530 amino acids)
Molecular function (GO): nucleic acid binding
Source: RefSeq, a predicted model, not a curated record
GGCUAUUUGAGACCAGGCUAAAAAUACCACUAUACACACUUCUUCCCUCACUCACUCACUCGCCUGACUCUCCACUUACUCACUCCAAAAUCGCCAUCGAAAUAUAUUAUAAUUUUUAUAUAAGUAGAGAAUAAAAUGGAAAAUAAAGGUGAUCCGAGGGGUGGUGCUAACAACAAUUCGAAGAUGAUUGAGGAGCAGCUCUCCACCCUGACGUUAUCAUCCUCCACACCUCCCACCACCACCUCCACAAACACAAACACCAGCGUGACCACAACUUCUACGGGUGGAGGAAAGAAGCUCCUCUCUCGCUCCUCCGCGAUCGACGAGGACGAACAGUUGUUGAACUUCAUCCGCGACACGAUGCUCAAAAGUUUAAAAGAUCGAAAUAUUAUACUCAGAAUCGAGACUGACUUGAUCCAAUUCGUCAAGGGGGAUGGGUCGGCCCUCCCCUUCCCCUCGAUGUCCUCCUACCAUCGAAUGCUAGUCCACCGUAUCUCAUCCCUCUUCAACCUCGAUCACAACAUUGACCCGAUCGGGAACUGCGUCGUCGUCUCCAAAAACGGAGGAGAAAAACUGCUCGACUUUAGAUUUAGGGAAUUACUCGAAAAGGAGAGUGGCGGUGGUGACGAUGGUGGUGGAGAAAAAGUGGUGCUGAAAAGGGAGGGAGGGAAUUUAGAGAGGGGGAACAGCGAGGAGGUGAAUAAGCAGAGGGGCGGUGGAGGUGCUACCAGUGAGAUGGCCAAGAAAACCCUGGAGCAGCGAACUCUCGACUACCACCGCGCCCGAAACAGAAUAUUUCAAGACCCCCCCAUAUCCAAGGUCGAGUCCUUCGACGAGAGCAGGGUCCGUCGCCAGUGGAACAACAAACAAAAAAGCUGGGUCAGCUUGAAAUCCUCGAGUUUCGGGGGCUAUCAGAAUGGAACCACGUCAUCCCACCACACCAACCACCACUUGAGCACCUACCCCCACCACUCCUACCCACACCAACAACCUUCCAUCUCCCCGGCCUCCUCCGGCUACAAAUCUCUACAAAUCAUGUCCACCAGCACGAGCUGCUCAUCAAGUCAGGACUACUUUCAUCAGGGGUUUGAGGAAAAUAAUGGGGUGGAUAAUAACAGAGUCGAUCCUGCUGGGUUCUACUCACCACCUCCACCUCCGCAACAACAACAAAUGCAACAACCCCCACCACCCCCGCAAGUGAUGUCCCCACCACAAUUCAUCCCCCCGCAAUACGUCCCAUCUCCUCAACCCACCCUUCCUCAACAGCAAUAUUACCAGUACCCACUGGCAAAUUAUCUCCCAAUCUUGCAGCAGCAGCAAUUUCCUUUAGGUGGAGGUGGCAAUGGACAAAAUGUGAUUUAUUACGUGCCCAUAACUCAGCAGCAGAUGAUGCAGCAGUUGAAUAACAAUAAUAAUGGUGGUGGUGGUGGAAUGGGUCCGACGACGACGACGGGAGUGAUGAUGCAGGACACGUCAUUCAUCCAACAAAUCCUUCAACAACAGCAGCAACAACAGUAUUAUCAGACAAUCCUCCACCAACAGCAACAACAGCAACAGCAAUAUUUCUACCCCUCUGGACCCACCCCUCUCCCACACAUCCCACAAUCUCACCAACUCCCAGCCCCUCCCCCCAUCACCCCCCAACCCCAACCAAUCCUCCCACCACAACAACAACCCUACUCUAACUCUAAUAGAAAACCUCAAAACUUUGUUAAUCGAUUUAAAUAAUUCAUAAUACGAGAGAAAGAGAAAUUUAUUAAAGAGAGAAUAUUAUUUACAAAAGUAA